This is a messenger RNA of Etheostoma spectabile (orangethroat darter), 3091 nucleotides long. RefSeq names its product tRNA-yW synthesizing protein 1 homolog (S. cerevisiae) (gene tyw1). The transcript is spliced from 16 exons. The record is from RefSeq and is a predicted model, not a curated record. Gene Ontology annotation, biological process: wybutosine biosynthetic process. Gene Ontology annotation, molecular function: FMN binding; catalytic activity; 4 iron, 4 sulfur cluster binding. Bases 42 to 2384 code for a protein of 780 amino acids. NCBI's taxonomy places the organism in Eukaryota, Metazoa, Chordata, Actinopteri, Perciformes, Percidae.
AUUUCGGAGCAUCAACAAUUCAAAGAACUACACUUCCCAGCAUGCUCAUCAGCCAAAAAUAUGGUUGCACACAACAUCAACUGCAGAGGACUGUGUAUUGUAAUAGACUAAUUGCAAAGAUGCUGAGUUUCUUCAUGGUUAUUGUUCUUUGCAUAAGUCGUGGGUCUACUUUGGAUACCAAAGUCUCACAGAAUGCCCACAGUCCCAGUGAGACCUAUCUCAUAUCAAUAUGGCAAAACAGACUGUACUUGUAUUCAGCUGCUGCACUAGUCUUUGGGAUCUGGUUCUCACUUAAGUUGAUACUGAAGAAGAAAAGCUUAUCCAAAGACGUCGGCCCGUGGGUCUACAAAGCUGUGAAGAGCAAUGACAGCCCUGACCGAGACACCUCGGUUCAUGUGUCCGCAGUUAAAAUCUUCUACGGUUCACAAACUGGAACUGCAAAGGGUUUUGCAGAAGAGCUGUCAGAGGAGGUGAAGACUUUGGGUAUACCAGCGGAGGUGAUCGACAUCAAAGACUACGAUCCAGACGAUCAACUUGCUGAUGAGUGCACCAACAAGUCAGUCUGCGUAUUUCUUGUGGCCACCUACACUGACGGACAGCCCACAGAGAACGCUGAGUGGUUCUGCAAGUGGUUGGAGGAGGCAUCCACUGAUUUCAGAUACGGGAAGACCUACCUCAAAGGCCUCAGAUAUGCUGUGUUUGGUCUUGGCGACUCUGUCUAUGUUGGCCACUACAAUACGGUGGGUAAAAAUGUGGACAAGUGGCUUUGGAUGCUGAGUGGCAUGCGGAUCAUGACCAGGGGAGAGGGCGACUGUAAUGUGGUGAAGAGCCGUAACGGCAGCAUUCAGACAGACUUCCUGGCCUGGAAGGUCAGGUUCCUGAAGCGCCUACAGGCCCUGGCCAAGGGUGAGAAGAAGAGCUGCAGCGGGAACUGUAAGACUGGAGGCUCCUGUAAGAACAAGAGGAAAGACGGCCAGGAGGAGGAGGAGGAGGAGGAGGAGAAGGCAGCUCUGCAGAAUAACAGCUCGGAGGAGGAUCUUAUAGAGUCCAGCAGUGAUGAGGAGGACUCUAGCCUGCAAGAUGAGAAACACUCCGGUUCAGUGGUUGACAUGGAGGAUCUGGGCAAGAUCAUGAGCAGUGCCAAGAAAGCAAAGAGCAAGGAGGAGGGUGGAGGAGACGGCCAGAUGGUGAAGCUAUCCAAGUUGAACGGCGUGAAGAUGAUUGAAGAUGACGGGGAAAGAAGAGAGAUGAUCACCCCUGCCCUUAGAGGGGCACUGACAAAACAAGGGUACAAACUAAUUGGAAGUCACUCAGGAGUGAAGCUUUGUCGAUGGACCAAGUCCAUGUUGCGAGGGAGAGGAGGAUGUUACAAGCACACUUUCUAUGGUAUUGAGUCCCACCGGUGCAUGGAGACUACCCCCAGCCUCGCCUGUGCUAACAAGUGUGUCUUCUGCUGGAGACACCACACCAACCCUGUGGGCACAGAGUGGCGCUGGAAGAUGGACCCUGCUGAGAAGAUCCUGCAGGAGGCCUUGGAGAAGCACGAGAGCAUGAUUCGACAGUUCAGAGGUGUCCCUGGAGUGAAGCCCGAGCGCUAUGAGGAGGGCUUGGCAGUCAAGCACUGUGCCCUCUCCCUGGUGGGUGAGCCAAUCAUGUACCCCGAAAUCAACACCUUCAUCCGCCUCCUCCACUCUCAUCGCAUCUCCAGCUUCCUGGUCACCAAUGCACAAUUCCCGCAGGAAAUCAGGAGCCUGGUGCCAGUUACCCAGUUGUAUGUUAGUGUGGACGCCAGCACCAAAGACAGUCUGAAGAGGAUUGACCGACCACUUUUCAAGGACUUCUGGCCACGCUUCCUGGACAGCCUCAGGGCCCUGGGAGAGAAGAGACAGAGGACGGUGUAUAGACUGACGCUGGUAAAGGCCUGGAAUGUGGAGGAGAUGCAGUCCUACUCAGAGCUCAUUGCUUUGGGCCAGCCAGACUUCAUUGAGGUCAAGGGAGUGACGUAUUGUGGAGAAAGCUCUGCCAGCACUCUGACCAUGGCUAAUGUCCCCUGGCACCAGGAAGUGGUCACCUUCGUCCAGCAGCUGGCUGACAUGUUGCCUCAGUAUGAGAUCGCCUGCGAACACGAGCACUCCAACUGUUUGCUCAUGGCACACACCAAGUUCAAGGUGGAUGGCGAGUGGUGGACAUGGAUCAACUACGAGCGUUUCCAGGAGCUGGUCCAGGCUCAUGAGGAGAGUGGGGGAAAGCGGGGCUUCUCAGCCUUGGACUACAUGGCCAAGACGCCCCGCUGGGCUCUGUUCGGAGCCAAUGAGCAAGGUUUUGACCCCGCCGACACACGCUUCCAACGACGCAACAAAAGCAAAGACAUUUCAGGAUGCUGAUAGAUGUGAGAGAGAGCGAGAGGUAGGAUGAAGAGAACGAGUACUAAUCGCCAAAUCAAAAAAUAAAUAAUAACGUAGGGUUCAACGGUUUUAUUCCUAUCCUCUUUGAGUUUCAGAGAGUUUUACUGUCCCCAGCUGCCCUCAUUCUCACUUAAACUCUUUUGCCCUCGUUUCAUUUCUCUUCAAUUUGGAUCUUUUAUUUUAUUGGUGUGAGCUCUAAGAUCAGCCAAAAACUGUCAGAAUUAAUUUCUCUAAACUCAUUUUCUAGACAUUCCCCUUCACUUUCACUUUAAGUGCUUCUUUUACUUCCUGUACAUAGAUCUUUGAUACUCUCCUCUUUUUUUGAAGAGGUUAUUAUAAUAAAUGUUGAUGGCUCUGAUCUGUUAAACAAUCUGGCAGCACUUUGGAAGUGUUACACAGUUAAAGUUGGGAGUUUGUGCCAUUAUCAUCAUUUCAGACUUUUGUUUUUAAUAUUCCAGGUUCUACUGUAGUUAGGCAGCUGUACAGCUCAGGACAUGAUAAGCGUGUAAGGAAUCCAGAUGUAAAAUUCAAGUCCAUUUUGUUUUUUUAAUUGAAUGUAAAACCAGAUGUUAAUGUUUAAGUCCAUUUUGAUUUGUUUUGUAAGAUCUGUAAUGUUGCAGUGAUUCCCUGUUGGGAGAAACAGCAGGUGUGGGGAUAUAUCACUAUAAUAAAUAGAUGAGGAAUAA